Molecule: messenger RNA, 1426 nt
Organism: Hibiscus syriacus
Lineage: Eukaryota; Viridiplantae; Streptophyta; Magnoliopsida; Malvales; Malvaceae
Exons: 5
Coding region: 67-1356 (429 amino acids)
Biological process (GO): oxidative RNA demethylation
Cellular component (GO): nucleus; cytoplasm
Molecular function (GO): broad specificity oxidative DNA demethylase activity; oxidative RNA demethylase activity; ferrous iron binding
Source: RefSeq, a predicted model, not a curated record
CCUGUCCAAUAUAUUCCCCCGCCAAUAUUCUCCCAACUCUCCUCCCCCUUCGAUUCGCCGGCGAAUAUGUAUCGCGGCCGCGAGCGGACAUCUCGCGGUGGCCGGCCCUCAUCUCGCGGUGAUUAUUCCAAUCAUAGUCACAGCCCUGCUGGGGAUUCUGGUGGAAAGUCUAACUAUACUCAGGAUGAUGGAAUGUUGGAAAGCCGAGGGAGACAAUUUCGUAACAUGUCUCGAAGUUGUUCAAGUUACUCUAAGCAUGGGCAUGCUGCUGUUUAUGAAUAUAGGCCGAAAACACCAUUGCCUUUUGGUACUGGAUUUCAAGGUCAAAAUGAUACUCCUAAAACCCGGGACACUCCAAAUGAGGCCCUUAAGGAUGAACUCUCAUCAGUUGAGGAUACUGAGAGCUGUGCAGCUAUACUGCAUCAUGAUCUAUCCAACAAGGUUAACAUCUCCGAUUCGGUAGACAAGUCCGAGAAAUCCGAACCAUCGCAAGAAAGGAGUCCCCAAAAUAGUUCAGUUAUCAAUGAUUCGAGUCUGGCUAAGUGCCAAGAUGUGAUUGAGCCUUUUGACAUUUGCUUGCCCAAAAUCGGAACUCCAGUCAUGCUCAAACCAUCUUUGCUUGUAAAGAAUAGAGAAAAGCGGAAUGAAAUGAAAAGAUCAACCGAAGGCCAAAUAGGAAACAUAUUGAGACCCGGAAUGGUGCUUCUAAAGAAAUAUCUGCCUAUAACUGAUCAGGUCAAAAUUGUAAGAGCUUGUCGAGCUCUUGGUUUAGGUUCUGGAGGUUUCUAUCAACCAGGCUACCGUGAUGGUGCGAAGUUGCAUUUGAGAAUGAUGUGCCUUGGCAAAAACUGGGAUCCAGAGACAGGUAUCUAUGGAGAUCUUCGGCCAAUCGACAGUUCUGUUCCCCCUGCUAUUCCUCGCGAAUUCUAUCAGUUGGUUGAGAAGGCAAUAAAAGAUUCGCAUUCCCUUAUUCAACAAAAGACUAAGGCUAGCCAUGCAGAAGACAGUCUCCCAUGGAUGUCACCAAAUAUCUGCAUUGUUAAUUUCUACUCGGAAAGUGGUCGAUUGGGGCUUCAUCAGGAUAAGGAUGAAAGCCCGAGAAGUCUACGUAAAGGAUUACCCGUGGUUUCCUUUUCCAUUGGAGAUGCAGCAGAAUUUUUAUAUGGUGACGAAAAGGAAGUCGAAAAAGCAGACAAGAUUGAACUCGAAUCUGGCGAUGUGCUUGUAUUUGGUGGUAAAUCUAGACACAUCUUUCAUGGCGUGACUGCAAUUAAGCAAAAAACUGCACCUGGAAAUCUCUUGGAGGAAACAAAUCUCCGUCCAGGUCGUCUAAAUCUGACUUUUAGAGAGGACUAAAAUCCUAGAUGCAAGCUUUUGUUUGACCAACUUUUAAUAAACAAAGAAGACAAGCUUUAAUGUUAACUUU